Rotaria sp. Silwood2 is the source of this 435-nucleotide messenger RNA. The record is from the annotation of a GenBank genome assembly. NCBI's taxonomy places the organism in Eukaryota, Metazoa, Rotifera, Eurotatoria, Philodinida, Philodinidae.
AUGCCUUCACCACAAUUAAAUAAGCAACUAUACACAAGUAUAACUCGACUCAAACUAUUAAACACACCUACUUCAAAUCCCAAGUUUGUACUUGAGAAGUCACCAUUUGAUGAAAAUAGUGAUGACGAAGAAAUGGUUGCUUCUCGGGAGAAAAAAGAUAUCGUUAUUGUUGGACGAAUAUUUCCAGACUCAGAAGUAUUUAGAGAAGGUUCAUUUAAAAUCAAAAUGAAAAUAACAUCAACUUAUCCAUACGAUCCAUCUGAAGUAUAUUUUCUUACUCCAAUUUAUCAUCCAAAUGUUAGCCAAGAUGGCAAAUUUUGUUAUAAUUUACUUAGGUCUGACCAAAAGUUCUGCAAUCGUUAUUGGCAAUUUUAUAAACCAAUCAACAUUCAAGAGGUUGUUGCAUGGAUAAAUAGUGGAAUGUCUUGUCUAUAA